Melospiza georgiana is the source of this 2887-nucleotide messenger RNA. RefSeq names its product primase and DNA directed polymerase (gene PRIMPOL). Gene Ontology annotation, biological process: response to UV; mitochondrial DNA replication; replication fork processing. The coding region runs from base 1029 to 2792 and encodes 587 amino acids. The record is from RefSeq and is a predicted model, not a curated record. NCBI's taxonomy places the organism in Eukaryota, Metazoa, Chordata, Aves, Passeriformes, Passerellidae. Gene Ontology annotation, molecular function: chromatin binding; DNA-directed DNA polymerase activity. Gene Ontology annotation, cellular component: mitochondrial matrix; nucleus. The transcript is spliced from 14 exons.
GGCUGCUCUGCUCUCCCCUGCUGUCCCCUGCUCUUCCCUGCUCUCCCGGAGCUCGCCGAGCCGGGCCCUAUGGCGGAACACUGAGCCGCCGCGCCCUGCGGGCUCUGGGCGCUGAGCUGGGUAGGGCUGUCCUUGCUGCUCCUGGGUGUGAAUGGUGUAACCCAAACCUUGUCAGGUUUGCGCUGUUGCUUGAGUUCCUCUCCCUGCUGAAACAAAUGUGCCGUUCUGGUACAUUUACACUAUGUUUGUGCGGCCUCACGUUAAAUGCAGUGUGCAGUUCUGGGCACAGUGAGGAUGGUGAAGGGCUUUAGGGGGAAGGAAGCCAUAUGAGGAGCAGCUGAGGUCACUUGGUCUGUUCAGUCUGGGGAAGAUGAACAGAUCAAGAUGAGAAGAGGCUAAGGGGAGAUCUCCUUGUGGUGUUCAGCAUCCUUGUGAGGAGAAGAGGAGGGACAGGUACUGAUCUCUGUGGUAACCAGUGGCAGGACCCAAGGGAAUGGCCUGAAGCUGUGUCAGGGAAGGUUGAGGUUGAAUAUUAGGAGAAGGUUCUUCACCCAGGGAGUGCUUGGGCACUGCCUUCCCAGCACCAACCUGACAGAGCUCAAGAGGCAUUUGGACAACAUUGUUGUGUACCUGGUAUACAUGGUGACUCUUGGAGGUGGUCAUGUGUAGAGCUGGGAGUUGGAUUAGAGAUGAUCCUUCCAACUCAGAAUAUUCUGUGAUUCGGAAAAAAUGGUGGUUUGUAAAGGAACUGGCCAUCUAGAGUAAUCAGUGGGGAUAACUCCUAAAUGAGCACCCUCCCUCUUGACCUGAGUGAGCGAGAUCCCCGUGGGUGAGCUGGCGUGUCCCACGGCAGGACCACCCUCGGACAGGGUUUUGCCCACCUGCAUGGUGACUGUCCCUGGCUGCCCACAGACCUGCCUUGCGCAACGGCGCUCUGGCACUGAGGGCUGACUCUGGCUCCAUCACCAGCUUUCAGAGAAGAAACUAAGAGCACAAAAAAGGAGUGAAGAAAAUGCACAGGUCAGAAGAUGGACAAGGGGGAUAGAGAAGAAAUGAAGAGAAAAUGGCAAGAAAGACUGAAGAAAGUGGAAGAACUAGCAUCUCACUAUGAAAGAAAUCCUCUUCCUACAGUUUAUAGACCAAGACUGUCCAAACCCUCUAUGCCAUCCUCUGUUUGGAAAAUAUUUUCUCGACAGGCUGAAGCAUUUAAUUAUGUAAAAGCCUGUGAAGAGGAUGUUCAUGUAUUUGCUUUGGAAAAGAACACACAGAGUGGACAGAGGUUUUACCUUGUGACAACAUAUGAAGAGCUUUGGUUUUAUUACACUCAAGGUUGCAAAACAAGUCUUAUGCAUUGCUAUGAAGUAAUUCCUGAAAAAGAAGCUUGCAAACUUUAUUUUGAUUUGGAGUUUUACAAACCAGCAAAUCCUGAUGCAGAUGGCAAGAGUAUGGUCAUGAAGUUAAUUGAGCUUGUCAGCCAAAAAUUAAAAGAAUUUUAUGAUGUAAAUUGUUCAUCAGAAGAUGUCUUGAACUUGGAUUCCAGUACUGAUGAAAAAUUUAGUCGGCACUUAAUUUUUCUGCCCCAAAAGACUGUGUUUAAGGAUAACACUCAUAUUGGUAACUUUGUGAGAACCAUUUUGCAGCCUGCCAUAAGAUUAUUGCAGAGUAGGGCUGCUGUCAUUCCAACAGAAGAAGCAGAGAAUGUUUUCCAGUGUUCUGCAGGAGCUGUAUUAGAUGGUUCUCUUACAAACCUCCCAGCUGUUGAAGAUGAUUCUAAAGACAGGCCAGCCAUUGCUCAUGAAACAAAGGAUGUGGAAAUGCCACACCAGGGAGAAAAUUUGGAUUUUUCCUUCCUAAUAGUAAACGAUAAAGAAGGCAACAAGCAGCUUUUUGUGGAUCUAGGAGUUUAUACAAAGAAUAGAAAUUUCCGGAUGUAUAAGUCAUCAAAAGCAGGAAAAAAUGUGAUUCUGAAGAUAGCAGAGGAUAAUAAGUUUAUCCCCAACUGUGAAAAGGAUGUUUCCUUGGAAGAAGCAUAUUUUCUUUCCUCUUUAAUCUGCAACAUUGGAGCGAGUGAUGACAUAAAAGUUCUGUCAUCUGGCUUUUCAGAGGAGGAGAGAAAAAUGUCUGCUUUUUUAAACAGUAAAACUACCAGAAGCAGCAGAGAUCCCAUGGAAGGUUACCAGGGUUCACCAUAUCCAGAAAUUGAUAAUUUUGUUCGUUCCUUGGUUAAUAAAGAUGGGCUACAGGGAGGGAUAAGACAAUGGAGUUACUUCUCUCUCAAAGAACUACUUAUUUAUGAUAUUUAUGGUUACCGUUGGUGUGAAAAUAUUGGAAGAGCUCACAAAAGUAACAAUAUAAUGAUUCUGGUAGAUCUAAAGAAUGAAGUCUGGUAUCAAAAGUGUCACGAUCCUGUCUGCAGAGAACAAAACUUCAAAUCACAAAGUUUCCCAUUGCCACCUGGGAUAUGCCUCCUGUCUCUUUUCAAAGAGGAAGAAGAGUCCAUGCUAAUGGAUGACAGGGGGCACACAGAAGGAAAAGUACAUCCACAUUCUCAUGUGUCAGACUUGUCAAAAAGCUCAGUAUCUCCAGAGACCAGCUGGUCUCAGGACUUCCUGUUGUCAGACAGUGAGUGGGAAAACACAAGUGAUGAUGCCUGUUUCCUAGAAGCUGCUGAAGAUGUGGAACUAGCUGAAGCUGCAGAUGACAGUGUGAAUUAUGGCAUGGAAGAAAUCCCAGAUGAAGUUCUUUUGGAAGCUUUAGGGAAAGAAGACCUCCACGCUAAAGAAGGCAGCUAAGCACAGGCCUGGCCAGCAGUGAAUGACACUUGUGUGGCUCAUGCUGGUGUGAAAGGUCACAGGCACCACUCCAGAGCUGCAGGACAAAGAAUGGA